AUGAGCGGCAAAUUGUCCGGCGACGACUACGCCGUCGGCGAUCUGCACGAUGACCGGGCGCUGCUUCGGAAAGUCGAUUGGCGAAUCCUGCCUGUCAUGUUUCUCACGUACUUUCUGCAAUUUGUGGACAAGAUUUCACUGAAUUAUGCGAAUGUCAUGGGUCUUCAAACUGAUCUGCAUAUGAGUGGGAAUGACUUUUCAUGGUUGGCAACGGCGUUCUUCCUGGCGUAUGCCGUGGCCGAAAUCCCCCAGGGUAUUCUUCUACAGAAAUUCCCCAUCACCAAGGUCCUUGGGGUCAAUGUACUCCUCUGGGGCGUAAUUCUGUGUUGCUCGGCAGCUGCACAGAAUUUCGCCGGCAUGAUAGCUUUACGUGUAUUGCUCGGAAUGCUGGAGGCAGUCAUUGCACCCGCCCUCACGAUGUACACGAGCAUGUGGUACACUCGCGCCGAGUCCACACCGAGAUAUGGGUUCUGGUACUGCGGCUUAGGCAUGGGCCAGAUCGUCGGAGGGUUGAUUUCGUUCGCUGCUCAGCACGCACCUGCGAAUAUGUCCUUCCAUGGAUGGCGUAUCAUGUUCGUCGUGAUAGGCGUGGUUAAUGUAGUUGCUUCUCUCUUGGUCUUGUUUGUUCUCCCAGAAAACGUCGAGAAAGCCAAGUUCCUCAGUCCCACUGAGCGCGACCGAAUUGCACAACGUCUUCGAGACGACCAAGCUGGAGUCGGCCAGAAAGUCUUUCGCUGGGGCUCGGUGAUUGAAGCAUUUGGUGAUUUGCAAAGCUGGCUUCUCGUCCUACUGACCAUUUUGAUCACCAUCCCCAGCGGUGUUAUUACCACUUUCUCGUCCAUUCUUAUCAAAGACUUCGGAUAUACGUCGAAGCAGAGUGCGUUGCUCAAUAUGCCCUCGGGCGUAGUCAGCAUUGUGGCAACAAUCCUGUCUACAUGGGCCAUCGCUCGUGGCUUCUCGCGAUGGCUGGCUAUUGAUGUAUUGUUAAUCCCGACGUUGCUGGGUUCGUGUUUAAUGUCGUUUCUGCCGAGGGAUAACCAGGCAGGAUGCUUGGUGGGCAUUUACAUGGUCAAUACGACUGUGGCUCCAUUGGCACUGAUUUUCGCCUGGACUGGAGCGAACUUCAAAGGGUAUACGAUGAAGGUGUCCGGCAGCUCUCUUGUCUCCGCUGCAUUCAGCAUUGCGAAUGUUAUUGGUCCCCAAACCUUCCAGGCGAAGGAUGCUCCUGCGUAUAUACCGGCCAAAAUCACGAUUGUAGCGGUCAACGCCGGCGCGAUAGUCGUAUCCACUGCCCUCCGCAUUGUGUAUGGGCGACGAAAUGCGAGAGCCGAUCGCCUGGGAACGCCGGCGAGAAGCCGCAUGGAGGGGAAAUUGGCGAACGGAAGGACGGCCGAAGAAGACGUCCAUGACGACGUGAACUUUCGCAAACCAAACAUGUCGAAAAUCCUAGUCACAGGCGCCAAUGGCUUCAUUGCCGCGCACUGCAUCUCGCUCCUUCUUUCCACAAACCACCACGUCCGCGGCACAGUCCGCUCCGAACAAAAGGCGACCGCGACGCAAGCAGCCCUGGCUGCAGCAGGCGUGGAUACCACGAACCUCGAAUUGGUAGUUAUCCCCGACCCGACCGAUGUAUCCCAAUUUGCGCCCGCUGUGGCCGGCUGCAAGGGCAUCUUGCAUCUGGCGAGCGCGUUCACCUACGAUGCCGCGCCCGGGGAAUUCGAGGAGAAGCUCCUUAUUCCCGCCCUCAAGGGAACCGUCGCCGUAUGCGAAGCGGCUUCAAAGUAUCCCGAAGUCAGAAAGGUAGUGAUUAUGUCGAGCUUUGCGGCGGUUUAUGAUGCCUCGUUGGGGCUGCAGCCCGGGAAAGUGUAUACAGAGAAGGAUUGGUGUCCGUUGACCUAUGAAGAGGGAAAGAAUGCGAGUCUCGUUCCAAUUGCCUACCGAGCAUCUAAAGUGAUUGCCGAGAGGGCAGCGUGGGAUUACGUUCGCGACCACGAAGUCAGCUAUCAGCUAGUUACCUUGUGCCCCGGAAUGGUCUUCGGCAAGAUGAUCCAUCCGAUUGAGUCGUUAUCGCAAUUGAAUGCCAGCAACCAGAUCGUGUGGGAUGUGUUGAAGGGCAAUGGAAUCCCGCCUACGAAGGCUCCUGUUUGGAUUGACGUUGAAGACCUUGCCCGGACUAGUCUCCAGGCGCUCACCGUGGAUCUACCGUCUCACCAGCGCUUCUUGGUGACGGAAGGAUCGUACGACACGCAGGAGAUCGCCGAUAUAGUCAGAAAAGCGCUGCCGGAGAGUCAGGAUAGGAUCGCAGAGGGGGAGCCUGGGAAACGGAUUAGGGAUACGCAUUACUCGUGUGAUUCAGGAAAGGCGCAACUGAUGUUGGAUGUGAGGUUUAAGCCGUUGAAGGACAGCUUGGUGGCAUUAGCGAAACAACUGUAUGCGUUGGAGCAGGCCUCUUAGGCUAGGGCGUGGGAUAUGCGCAUUGGAAGAGAAAAUACAAACAGAAGAAAUCAUCUUAGCAUUCAUGCAUAAUUCACAAUGUCUUCA
Aspergillus pseudonomiae is the source of this 2541-nucleotide messenger RNA. Its product is annotated as major facilitator superfamily domain-containing protein. Bases 1 to 2454 code for a protein of 817 amino acids. The transcript is spliced from 11 exons. Lineage: Eukaryota; Fungi; Ascomycota; Eurotiomycetes; Eurotiales; Aspergillaceae. The record is from RefSeq and is a predicted model, not a curated record. Gene Ontology annotation, molecular function: transmembrane transporter activity. Gene Ontology annotation, cellular component: membrane. Gene Ontology annotation, biological process: transmembrane transport.